This is a messenger RNA of Protopterus annectens (West African lungfish), 2716 nucleotides long. RefSeq names its product growth factor receptor bound protein 10 (gene GRB10). The transcript has 15 exons. Gene Ontology annotation, molecular function: insulin receptor binding. Bases 487 to 2169 code for a protein of 560 amino acids. Lineage: Eukaryota; Metazoa; Chordata; Ceratodontiformes; Protopteridae. The record is from RefSeq and is a predicted model, not a curated record. Gene Ontology annotation, biological process: negative regulation of insulin receptor signaling pathway; insulin receptor signaling pathway; negative regulation of Wnt signaling pathway.
CGUUGUACUCCUCGUGGUUAAUAUUAAGAUCAUGUAUAGCUUUCCGUGAGGAUGAUUUAAUUCUGUUGUUAAAAAAAACUCUUGAUGUAAACUUAUGUAGGGGAGGUAUCUGUGUUGUGACACUAACAAGGCGGAUAAAUUGAAAGCCAGACAUGCGGGGUUUUAUUUACCAUCAAUCAUAGGAGUGAUCUAAUUCAUCUUGUAUGACUUGGCAGCAGACAAGCUGCAUUGCAGCAGAGGGAGUUCAGGCAGCUUUUUAAUAUUGAUCAGUACAAUGAAGUAUACUGAAAGCUCUGUGCAGUUCAUUUUCAUGAUGACAGAACACAACUUCAUGUGGCAGUGCUGGAGAGAGUUGGAUCUGUGAUGCCCUUGCAAACAAAAGACAGCAUAUAGCAAACCAAAAACCUUUUGUCUUUUUUUUUCUUCAUAAGCUCAGUGUAAGAGGUUUCUUACAGAACACUUGUAUCAGGCAAAUGCAAUUAGCAAAUGGAGUUUCCGGAAAACACGCCAUCAGAUUUAAAGGAGGAUGAUGUGGACCUGGAAGCCCUGGUCAAUGACAUGACCUUAUCGCUUGAAAACUUGACCUCCACAGUCAGUACACAGACUGAAUUAUUACCACUCCUGCCAAAUGGUCAGUUCACACGCAGCUAUGUACCCACCUCAGGAAUCAGUCCGCAGCAACCAGCGUCUCCAAGGCAGAAAGUACGCAGGUCUCAGCCUAUGCACAUUUCAGCAGUCAGACGACUACAGGAGGAAGAGCAGCAAUUUCGAACAUCAUCUUUGCCAGCUAUCCCAAACCCCUUUCCAGAACUUUGCAGUCCUGCUGGUUCACCUGUAUUGUCACCUGGAUCUUUACCUCAGGGUAAACCAAAUGCUAAAUAUAUUAUCAAAGUUUAUAGUGAAGAUGGAACGAGCAAGGCAGUCGAGAUUCCUGCAAGCAUGACAGCGAGGGAUGUCAGCCAGCUACUUGUUUAUAAAAGUCACUGUGUGGACGAUAACUGCUGGACCCUUGUUGAAAAUCACCCCCAGCUAGGAUUAGAGAGGUGCUUAGAAGACCAUGAGCUUGUAGCCCAGGUUCAGUCAACUAUGGGAGCCGACAGCAAAUUCUUAUUUAGGAAGAAUUAUGCAAAAUAUGAAUUUUUUAAAAAUCCUACUAACUACUUUCCAGAUCAGAUGGUGACAUGGUGUCAGGAAGCAAAUGGCAGUAUUCCACAGGCACAGUUCUUACAGAAGUUUCUGAACUCCACUAGCUGUCCUGAAAUUCAGGGUUUCUUGCACGUAAAAGAACUCGGCAAAAAGUCUUGGAAGAAGUUAUUUGUAUGCUUGAGGAGAUCUGGCUUCUAUUAUUCUACAAAAGGAACAUCCAAGGAACCGAGACAUUUGCAGCUUAUUGCUGACCUUGAAGACAGUAACGUAUUUUCCUCCAUUAACGGCAAGAAGAUGUAUAACGCACCUACCGACUAUGGAUUCUGUAUAAAGCCCAACAAGGUAAGAAAUGAAACCAAGGAGCUGAGGCUGCUAUGUGCAGAAGAUGAACAGAUGAAGACCUGUUGGAUAACUGCAUUCAGGCUCUUAAAGUAUGGAUCAUUGUUGCACCAGAACUAUUUGAUUCCACUGCAGAGAAAAACAAGGCAGUCCCAUUUUUCUGCUCCAGUGAGAAGUAUAUCUGAAAACUCAUUGGUAGCAAUGGAUUUUUCUGGGCGUACAGGACGAGUUAUAGAAAACCCUGAAGAAGCACACACUGCAGCCAUGGAAGAGGGGAAUGCUUGGAGGAAACGAAGUGCAAGAGUGAACGUCGUGGGCAGUCCGAGUGCCCUUCAUCCUUCCCCUCUCAGUACAGUAAUUCACAAAACACAACCUUGGUUUCAUGGAAGAAUCUCCAGAGAAGAAUCACACAGACUGAUCUCCCAGCAAGGACUAGUGGAUGGCUUAUUUCUUCUCAGAGAUAGUCAGAGUAGCCCCAGAACAUUUGUACUUACACUGUGCCAUCAUCAGAAAAUCAAGCAUUUCCAAAUAAUGCCAUCUGAAGAAGAUGGGCAGGUGUUAUUCAGCCUUGAUGACGGAUAUACCAAAUUCACUGACCUUAUCCAGCUUGUUGACUUCUACCAGCUAAAUAAAGGAAUUCUUCCUUGCAAACUUAAACACCACUGCACCAGAGUGGCCUUAUGACCUUAGACUUGCCUUUAUUUUUAGAAAAAAUUUCUACCUUGACGUUUAUGAUAAAGCUAUUGAGAAGUCUACGGGACCAGCAAGCUUGUGACUUGGAUGUUAUAAAUUGAUUGUCCACUCAUGACUUAUCCAAAACAGAUCAAUGGAUUAGCUGUUGCCAAUAAAACUGGAUAUACUGGCAUGCAAAAAUGAAAAACUGUUGUGAGUGAAUUUCUGCAAAAGUGUGUGUGUGUGUGUGUGUGUGUGUGUGUGUGUGUGUGUGUGUGUGUGUGUGUGUGUGUGCAUGUGUGUGUGUGCAUGCAUGCAUGCUCAUGCGUGUGCUUUUUUCCCAGGUGCAGGGGGGGUUUGUUGUUUUAAACAACGUGUUUAAUUUUUUUAUUUAGUCGACUGGAAUUGAUCUUCAGGCUGGGCCACUUAAAUAUUAGGAUAUGAAGAAAAUCCAUUGAGAGGAAAAAAAAAAACUCUUGCCCUGGAAUAACCUUGACAAGUUUUUGAUAAAGCUGAUGUGUGUUUACGUUUAGAUAAAAAGACAUGACUGUUUAUGUGA